AUGGCUGGUUUGAAAGACGUUGUUACUCGUGAAUACACAAUUAACUUACACAAAAGAUUGCACGGUGCUUCUUUCAAGAAGAGAGCUCCAAAAGCCGUCAAGGAAAUUAAGAAGUUCGCCAAAUUGCACAUGGGUACUGAAGAUGUCAGAUUAGACCCAAGAUUGAACCAAGAAAUCUGGAAAAGAGGUGUCAAGGGUGUUCAAUUCAGAUUAAGAAUUAGAAUUUCUAGAAGAAGAAACGAAGAAGAAAAUGCCAAGAACCCUUUGUUUUCUUAUGUUGAACCAGUUUUAGUUGCUUCCGCCAAGGGUUUACAAACCGUUGUUGUUGAAGAAGAAGAAGCUUAA
Molecule: messenger RNA, 345 nt
Organism: Saccharomycodes ludwigii
Lineage: Eukaryota; Fungi; Ascomycota; Saccharomycetes; Saccharomycodales; Saccharomycodaceae
Gene: RPL31B
Product: 60S ribosomal protein eL31
Exons: 2
Coding region: 1-345 (114 amino acids)
Biological process (GO): cytoplasmic translation
Cellular component (GO): cytosolic large ribosomal subunit; ribosome
Molecular function (GO): structural constituent of ribosome
Source: RefSeq, a predicted model, not a curated record